AGAUCAAACCCAAAACACAACACAACAAAAGCUGCAUAAUUUACCAUCCAACAAUCAAACCCAGAAAUGAGAAAACCAAAAUAAACCCACAAAUAAGGUCUUAAUCUUUUGGAUCUGCGACUUCCAUUCACCAAUAUUCAUCACCCUAAACCCACCAAGAUCAUCUUCAUCACCGACACCUCUGUCUUCUUCUUCUUCUCUCAGAUCUAGUUUCCUUUCUUUUUUUUUCACCUUCUUCUAUCACUUCCCAAACUCCACCACCUCCUUCUUUGCCUCUGUUCUUCCACCGCCGACUUCAACCACCACUGCCCCACCGCCCAAGCCACAACCCCCUCUGGUGAACAACCACCACUGCCCACCUCUGGUGAAAACCACCAUAAACCCAUAAACCCAGAUCUGGAAAAAACCACCAAACCCAUUCUCCUAGCCACCGCAACCUUCCCCCCUCCCCGUCGCAAAAACCUUAUAUGCACGCCGGCGAGUGAGAACACGCCGGCGACGACCACCAUGCUGCAACGGUGCCCCCUCUCGCUCUCUCCAUCUCACUGGUCUCUCCUCUGUGCUGGGUUUUGGGAUUUUAUUGGAAUUUAGUCACUUGGUUUUCAGUUUUAUGGAUUGAGGAAUCAUUGUUGCAACGGUUUAUGGGUUUAUGGUGGUUUUUCAGCGAUUUUGUGGUGUGGGUGCGGAACAAGAAUCAAUUUUGCUGCUCCUGGGAACAAGAUCUGGUUUUUUCUCUGCAACUCAGAUCUGGUUCUUCAUUCCCCUGGUCUGAGUUCAGGUGAGUAAGGAGAGGGAGGAGAUCAGGGCCAAAGGGUGAGAUGGGAAUUUCUGAUGUGUUGGAGGGCCACUGAGAAGGUUGGGAGAGGGAGAUUAGUGAGCACGGUUGAUGACUGGUGAUGGUUGGGGUGGUGGGAUGAUGGAGGAGGAAGAAGAAUUUAAGAUGUUUCUGGGUUGUGUUUCUGGAUGCAGCAAUGUUUGGGUUUUAAUUACUGGGAUAAUAAUUAACGUAAUCUUUCAUUAAUUAGUUUACUAAUAUAUAUGUUUUUUAUUUUUUUAAAAAAAAUCCUGCUAAACUUACUAUCAUAGGUCAAAAGUGUUUGGUGUAACUUUGCACAAGUUUUUAGAUGACCAUAAUAAAUUCCUCCCAUAUACUUAUAUAUUUUUUAAGCUGUUUUCUCCAAACGGGACCAUAGUGACACACGUGUUUUUCUUUGAUAUUUGCAAUUAUGAGUUUUCAUUGACAAGAAAAAUUUACAAUUCAAAGAUAUUUUAAGCAUGAAAAUAAAAUUGACCAAAAACAAAAGCAUGAAAAGAAAAAACAAGAGAUAUUUUGGCGAAGUUACCCAGGAUCUAGCUGUGACGACUUGAUUGCAGGGAAGGGGGAUCAAGCUUAUUGAAAGAAGAAAAAGACAAAAACCCUCUUAAAAUAUUAAUAUUAAUAUUAAUAAUAAUAAAACAGAUGAAAAAGAAGAAAAAGCAGAAAAAGAUACUGCGGUAAACACCGCGAAGCAAAACAAAACGAUUGUGAAUUGCGAUUGCGACACCGUUCCUAUUUCCCUCCGUCACAACCCCAAUACGGUGCCGUUUAACCUUUCCCCUCUCGUCGUCGCGAUUCCGAUUCCUUCAGUCAACGCUGCUUCUUCGAUUUCCCCUUUUCCUCCGCCGUCGCACCACCACUGUUCACCGCCGCUUCUCCCCCUCAGGUUCUAAUCGGUGCCAUGAAUUGAACAAUUGAGCCAGUCAUGUGCAGAGAAAUUCAGGUUUUACUUUGUAUUUAAAGGUCGAAACGACAUUGCUAUUUUCCUGUUGUUGAUGGAACGACCUGGGGUUUUCAACAACAGUCAGCAGCAUGUUAUAGAAAUAGCAGGGAGUGCUGAAGCUUCCACGUCCGCCGCGUCGCCUCGCGAUAGACAUUUUAACGGCGGUGCGGAUGGAUUGCGAAGUGAGGAAAGGAUUAGCGGCUCGCGGGUGCCGGUUACUCAGCCUUCGGUGUCGGUGUCGACAACGUCCGGUGGAAUGACGACGAAUAGCAGGAGUUCUUCGCUUGUGAGGCGUGGGGACUCUAGACGGAAUAGGAGUCCUGUGCAUUCGGGGAUAUGGAUAUCGGUUGAGCUAGUGCUGUUAAUGAGCCAGAUUGUUGCGUCGAUUGUUGUUUUGUCGAUGUCGCGGCAUGAGCACCCGCGUACCCCGUUGUUUCAGUGGAUUGUUGGUUAUGCCUGUGGAUGUGCUGCUACGCUUCCUCUUCUAUAUUGGCGUUAUUAUCAUCAUAACCAUAUGCGAGAGCAAGAAUCGCGCCAAACAUCUCCUCGGGUUAACGAUCCUUCAGGGACACUUCUUUCCAGUUCCAGAAUAAAUGGAGGAGAGGAUGCUCAAGCUGCUUCCUCCAGAAGCAAUCAACCUUCAAUAUUGGUGAAUAGAAGAAUGAAGACACUCGUGGAAUACUUCAAAAUAUCCUUAGAUUGCUUUUUUGCCGUAUGGUUUGUUGUUGGAAAUGUAUGGAUCUUUGGGGGACAUUCAUCUGCAGAUGAAGCUCCUAACUUGUACAGGUUAUGCAUAGUGUUUCUUGCAUUUAGCUGUAUUGGUUAUGCAAUGCCCUUCAUUCUCUGUUCAACAAUCUGCUGUUGUCUCCCUUGUAUAAUUUCCAUCCUUGGGGUUAGGGAAGAUCUGGCACAAAACCGAGGGGCAACUUCUGAGUCCAUUAACGCUCUUCCGACUUACAAGUUCAAAAUGAAAAAAAAUAAAAGAAAUAGUGAAAGCAACUCAGCUGCUGCGGAAAGUGGAGUUGUGGCUGCAGGAACUGAAAAAGAGCGGGUGAUCUCUGGAGAAGAUGCAGUUUGUUGCAUCUGCCUGGCAAAGUAUGAAAAUAACGAUGAGCUGAGAGAAUUGCCUUGUUCUCAUCUUUUCCACAAAGACUGCGUUGACAAGUGGUUAAAGAUAAAUGCAUUAUGCCCUCUUUGCAAGAGCGAGGUUGGUGAAAACAUAACAGGAUUGGUCUCUGGUGAAGAUGCCAGCCAACAACGGGGUGAGAGCAGGGUUGAGAACGGCCUCGCCAAUACCUCAGUUUAAUCUAGUUAUACACAACUUCGAUCCUCUCAUUUUCCUUAAGAUUUGAGAACUCAAUAAUCUCAGGAAUCACGAGAGAGAAAGAAAAACCACCUAUUCAUAAAACUGGUGGAGCUUCCACAAGUAAUGGGGGGAUCCUUACUCCUUGAUUUGUGUCUUUCUCUCUCAUAACAUGACAAUAAUCUUAAGGAAAAGGAAACCAUCCAAGGCUCCUUAUAUACAUAUCUACACUAGUAGUUUUGUGAAGUUUUCUCUAUGCAGCUCACAUUUCAUGGAUGGAUGUUUGAUUGAGUUCAUCCAUUCCACAUAAUUUUUGUUGAUAUGUUUUUCGUUUCUUCUGUCUUGUGAUGCUGCUAAUUGUUCGAAGGACGCUCAGCUCAGCCACUGUCUGUUGUUGGCAAUGAGAAUUGAAAAACACAUUUCAUGUAAACAGGUUACAGGAAUAUAUAAAGUCAAGUUACUUCCA
Molecule: messenger RNA, 3529 nt
Organism: Lotus japonicus
Lineage: Eukaryota; Viridiplantae; Streptophyta; Magnoliopsida; Fabales; Fabaceae
Product: E3 ubiquitin-protein ligase At1g12760-like
Exons: 6
Coding region: 1813-3066 (417 amino acids)
Source: RefSeq, a predicted model, not a curated record